Messenger RNA from Mangifera indica (mango), 1137 nucleotides. Its product is annotated as zinc finger protein 1-like. The coding region runs from base 209 to 748 and encodes 179 amino acids. Lineage: Eukaryota; Viridiplantae; Streptophyta; Magnoliopsida; Sapindales; Anacardiaceae. The transcript has a single exon. The record is from RefSeq and is a predicted model, not a curated record.
GCGAAAUACUCUAUUAGCAAAAGCCUACUACUUUUCUCUAUAAAAAAAAAAUCGGAUUAUUUGGCAUACAAUUCACAUAGGUGAUGACUAUGUCCUUUCUUUGUCUCUACUUUGUCAUCCUUCUCAUCUCUAUAUUAGCCUCUCUUUCAAUUCCUUCCUCCAGAAGAAAUUUCAUUUUGAGUGGAAUUUUUAUUUGAAGUCUUGUGUCAUGGAAUCCAACCCUCAAGAAGAUUCAAAAAGCUCGAGCGAAGAAACUCAUCGAUCAGAACAAGCAAACGAUGAUAUGGGCACUGGCCGUUCCUACGAGUGUGUGUUUUGCAAGAGGGGUUUCACUACGGCUCAGGCCUUAGGUGGCCACAUGAAUAUUCAUAGAAAAAAUAGAGGAAAGCAUAGGCCUUCUUCAAUUUCAGAUCAAGCGGAUCGUCAGAAUCAUGCAAAAUUUAAAUCCUAUACUACUGUCCAAAGCUACCCACCUCGUUAUGCUAUGAAUUCUGAGGUACCCUUAAAUUAUCAAAUAUUUUUUCCUGCAUCAUCGUGGGCUGAGAGACCGCUCCCCACACAUGAUAGCAAUGACUACUUUUAUGGAAGAAAUCUGCAACGUAUGGAUCCAUUUGAGGAUAAUAAUUGGCGAGGAAAUCUCCGUUCGAGGACUGGCCCUUCCCAUGUAGCUGAUGAGAAAGAUAAGAGAGAAGGCACAAGUGAAGAGGAUGAACUAGAUUUGGAGCUUCGACUUGGUCAUCUUCCGUAGUACAUAAUUUAUUACCUGUAUAGAAUACCUAUGAAUUAUAUCUAUGUAGUGAUAUUUUUCAUCUUGCACGGUUGUGAAUUGCUUAAGAAAUUCGAUUUUCCUUAUCUGGGAAAGAUUGUGAAUAAUUUGGUAUAGUUGUUAUCAAUGAAUCUUUUUAUGCAAUUUCAGUCAGAGGACAUGGAUUGAGAAGCGAAAUAGAUUACUGGAGUCACUGAUGCGAUUUCACUGAAGGAAGACAUUAGACCUGAUUUUAUAUCAACUUGCGGCUACAGAUUUUGAAGAUAGGUUUUGUUUCCUCAAUACGUAUCUAAGCCUUAUUUCAUUAGGGUUUUGUUUGAUGUUCUUCUGUAAAUAAACUAAGAAGAACUUUGUAUAAUAUCAUGUUUGAU